AUGACAGAUCGCAAAUCGUAUCCGAUCUUAGCCACGAAGCCGUUCACUGUGUUGGCAAAUAUAACGAAUAAUGGUGAAGAGUAUGAUAAUGUGGAGACAUAUAUGAAACUCUGGAAAUGGGGUGGAUGGUUCGGCUGCAGCUGGUAUCGAGUACCAGCUUUCGGAGUCCUGUAA
Messenger RNA from Gongylonema pulchrum, 174 nucleotides. The record is from the annotation of a GenBank genome assembly. NCBI's taxonomy places the organism in Eukaryota, Metazoa, Nematoda, Chromadorea, Rhabditida, Gongylonematidae.